Solea solea (common sole) is the source of this 4215-nucleotide messenger RNA. It is a transcript of the gene itpka, whose product is annotated as inositol-trisphosphate 3-kinase A. Gene Ontology annotation, molecular function: inositol-1,4,5-trisphosphate 3-kinase activity; inositol tetrakisphosphate kinase activity. Gene Ontology annotation, cellular component: nucleus; cytoplasm. Gene Ontology annotation, biological process: inositol phosphate biosynthetic process. The transcript is spliced from 7 exons. The coding region runs from base 249 to 1631 and encodes 460 amino acids. NCBI's taxonomy places the organism in Eukaryota, Metazoa, Chordata, Actinopteri, Pleuronectiformes, Soleidae. The record is from RefSeq and is a predicted model, not a curated record.
AGAGAGAGAGAGAGGGGUUCCCCUCACCUCACACACACACACACACACACAGAGCUGACAGAGUGUGUGAGUGCGAAGACGAGGACCACGUCGAGGAAGUGGCGCAAAUUUCGUGUCUCAUAAAGUCUCAUAAAGUGCCUGCGAAUUUUGUGAACUGUGUAUAAGUGAAAUGACCAGAUUUAAGGACUGAAGUGCACAGAGAUCUGCGCUCCGCUCUGUGCGCACUCACGGCGGGUUCUGGGUCUCCAAUGCCUAAAGAGUACAGGAGAAAGACGUCCAAGGACUCCGGGCUCCCUGGGACUGGAGUAAACGAGGGGCUCCGCUCGGAGCGGAGGACAGUCGCGAAGUCUUCGCAGAUCUGCGAUGAGCUCCUUCAAAAAGCCGCUCAAGUCUCCCCUUCGUCCGCAACCGGGGAGCCGACUGUGAUGGACGCGCGCCUGCCGGUACCGCAGGUUACCAUCACCCCCGAGGGAGGCGGCUGCUCCCGGGAGAUGCAGCAGGAGGACUGGGACGAUGCGGUGGACGGCACGCUGAGGCGAAAACUGUCCAACUCGUCCAUCUCGUCCACGGGCUCCUCUGUCGUGGAGUCCGAGGAUGAUUUACUGAGCGACAACGAGAGCAAAAGCAAAGGCAUCGUCACUCUGGAGCAUCUGGUGGACACUGGAGAGAGCAAGCCUUGGUGGAAGUUAAAGACAAUUGUUCACUGGCCGUUCAGCGCGACUCCGAGGAGGAAGGUGAACUGGGUUCAGCUCGCCGGGCAUAAAGGUAACUUCAAAGCGGCAGACGAGGGCACCAUUCUGAAGAAGUUCUCCGAAAACGAAGUGCAGUGCUUCGAGAAGCUGAGGAAUGACGCGCUGCUCCCGUUUGUUCCCGGUUACCAUGGCGUCGUGGAAAAAGACGGCGAGUGCUUCCUCCACAUGACCGACCUGCUGGCUAACUUUGACUCACCCAACGUCAUGGACUGUAAGAUGGGAGUGAGGACGUACCUGGAGGAGGAGCUUGUUCGAGCGCGAGAGCGGCCCAAGCCGAGGGAGGAUCUGUACAACAAAAUGGUGGAGGUGGAUCACGAAGGGCCGACUCCCCAGGAGCAUUCCCAACGCGGCGUCACCAAGCCUCGCUACAUGCAGUGGAGGGAGACCAUGAGCUCCUCCAACACCCUGGGCUUCAGGAUAGAGGGGACAAAGAAAUGGGACGGCACGUGUCGAACGGACUUCAAGAAAACGAGAUCGAAGCAGGACGUCGUCCACGUGUUCCAGGACUUUGUCGGAGAGAACGUCAGCAUCAUAAAGACUUACCUGAGCAGACUGUCGGAGAUCCAACAGGCGCUGAAGACCUCCGAGUUCUUCAAGCGACACGAGGUGAUUGGCAGCUCGCUCCUCUUCAUCCACGAUCACACAGGUAGCGCACAGGUCUGGAUUAUUGACUUUGGGAAAACCACCGCUUUACCGGAGGGCCAGGUGUUGAACCACGACAUUCCCUGGCAGGAAGGCAACAGGGAGGACGGUUACCUGUGGGGACUGGAAAACCUCAUGCAUACACUGGAGUCCGUAAGCGACAACGCAACCGGUGAACAAACCUGUUGCUUGGAUACCAAAGAAAAUAGUCAGACUAUAAAUGCAGCUGGCCAGUGACCUUUGACUUAUAAAUGCAUGCAAGGAGCUCUGGCUUUUACCAUUUCACGCUGAACAUUGGGUUUUAAGAGGAGCAGAUAACAUUUCACCAGUUUGAGCAGAUUAACUGACACUAACUCCCUCUUCCUAAAAAAUGAACAGAAGUGAAAGCGUGGCCUUUGUGCAUGUCCAUUUAAGGGAUGGGGUUUUAUUGUGAAAGAGGGAAGAAGAGUCACAAACUCACUCGUCUGACUUGGUACCGUCAGUGUAACAUCAGGUGUGAUGUUUCUCAGUCGGAAACUCUCGCGGACUUUACGAUCACGUUCGCUUUGUUCAACCGUCACAUUUAUAUUUCUAUCAUUGGUUUUUAUUCAGUGUGUAAAAUGUCUUCACUUCGCAUCAAAUCUCAAACGUCUGAUUAGCGGGAUGAUUCAUGAUUCAGCUCAUGCCUCGAGUGCGCUUGGAGAGGUUUUCUUUUUGGGAUAAUGCAAAAAAAAAAAAAAGACAUCAAUGCAUACAAUCAGGUGGUUUUACACUUUAAAGAAUUAAGUUUAAUUAUUUUAUCUUAAAUCGUUGCCAAAUUGAAAUCCUUUCCCCUACAUGUUACACACUGGAGCUUUGUAAAUAUUCUCAUAAUGUAAUAUAAUGAGAGACGUGGUGUACUAAUGAGAUUAAUGAAGAUGUACGUGGAAUUAAAAAGGGGGACAAUACAAGUAUUUCUUUUUACAAAUGUUCAACAGUAAAACACUAUAUUAGGGUCUCUUACUGAACCUCUGCCUUUCCUGUGUGUAACGGAUAAAACUUACACCGAUGAGAUGAAGAUAUACUGAUUUAUUUGGGGCACAGGUAGGUUAGAAUAAAGUGUGAGAGACUGUAUAUUGCAUAGAAUGUCUUACACUGUCGGUGGAGGCGGAACACCCACGGCAACUUAAGGAAUACAGGAAAAUAAAACUUUGAACUUUGACUGCAAAAUAAAAACACACAAGGCCUUAAAAAAACGACCACUGUAAGCAAGAAAAGGGUUUUUUUUCCCUCUAUAAAAGAAACUACGCAGAAAUCAAUACUUGUAAGUGGCACAAAUCUCUCACAAAUUGAACUAUGCUUUUAGUAAAGACGUCCAAGUGGACUGUUGAGCAACUAUGAAACACAUCAGCAAGCCUGAGAAUAAAAAAAAACAACAUACAGCGAGCUAACUGAACCAUUAUAUAUAUAUACACUAUAUGGCAAUGUUCAUUUAACAUUUUAAAAAAUAAACUAUCAACAUGUUUGUGGAGUACAACGAUUUAAGUGAUUAAAUAAGAAUAACCUGAACGUAUAAAUACUUAAACAUAAACAACCGAAUCUUUCAUUAACAUAGCAUCGGCACGUUUGCUAUUUCAAAGCUCACAUCCUCUCGCUGAGUAAACAACUACAUCAGCAUAUAUGCGGUGUAGUGCAUCGAAUGGCAGUGAUCAACUACAAGUACACAUUCAUCACAAACAAUAAAAAAAGUCAAAUGAAUGACAAGACGGCUACAAAUAGGUUAGUCCAUUGUCACAGGCGAGUAUAAAAAUAGCGAUAGCAAUAAUUUCACAGCUUGCACGGUCAUUGUCAAAGUCUAUUUUUGUAAAUUAAUGAAACCCCAUUCAGUCCAAGUAAAUAUUGUUACAUGGGAGACGAAAAUAAUCUAAAACAUGCAAAUUAAGUCAAAUUAAAUGUAUGUAGUUUGGGGGGAAACUCGACUUUUUUCCUUCUUUUUUUUCUCUUACAAAUAUUCAAACACAUCAUCCACACAGAGAUUUUAAACCACAACAAGGGAGACAAGAGUCAAAAAAUACUCAACGCCUAAAAAAAUUGUUAAACAAUAUAAUUGCUUUCAUUCUUAUGGAGUUAAAUGAAAAGAAUGAUAUACCACCACCCUGUCUGUACACACACUAUAUGGCUAGCACAGCUAGCAUUCCAUGUAGCUUAGCACAACAACUAAAAACACGGUACACACCUUGUUAACCCCCCAAGUUUUAGUUUUUGUCGAACAAAAGGACAGAAUAACGUUUCAAUUCAUGAAUUAAUGUGCCUUUAAAAGGUGCUGGUACAUAUUUUGCUACUGGUUCCAUUUAUGUCUCGUCUUUUCUUAUGCUAAUCAAAGUGACCGCUAGCUGUAGCUUUCGUAGUCACAGUACAGACGCGAGAGGGUUUUUUUUCCCCGACUUCUCAGGAAUGCGACGCAUCAAAACUGAAUAAACAACGGACACAGACAUCAGAAUAUUGUUUUGUAGCUUACCACUUCAACAUGUUCAACCAGAAGCCAAUGGACCGAAGAGGAGCGAUAAAGGCGUCUAUUUACGUCCGUUAAUCAACCUCGUCUUCAGUAGAAAUCCAAAAAGAUGAGGCACAGUAUUCUCAGGAAACAUGUUAUUGCAGUAGUUUGGGAGGAUGUGUUUUCACAUUAUUUGGGUUGAAAGCAAACCAGUAUUGCAUAACUAGCUCUACAAGCUCCUGAUGUAUGCCUAAAAAUCCUCGUACUAUAUUUCCACAAUCAAAAGAAGGUUUCAUUAUUUCCUACAAAAGUAAUUUUUCUGACUUUUCUCUGCUGUCAUAAAGGUUUCUAUUAAAUCACAUUCUUGGA